UACUUUGUGCCUACGAAAAUAUUUUAAACAAAUUCUCUUUGCGUCUUAUCAGUUGGUGACAUUUUUGGACAUAGAGAAAGUAGUCAGGUGGUAAUCAGUAGGUACUACUGUUUUUUGGUUAAAACUAUUUCAAAAUUCUUGUAACUGCACUUCCAUAAUUUUAAGUAAAAAAAAUACCUACACCAUUUAUACUUAUUUAAUAAAGAUUAUUAAAGGUUCAAAAUUCAUUUGACUAAUAUGGCUAACAAAGAAUUAAUAUCGAAAUUAGCUGACAUCCCUUUAGCAAAGCCGGGGUUUGAUGCACUCAAUAUGUCGGCACCUGUCAUGGUACAAAUGAAUCCUGAUGGCAAAUGGGAAAACACCAAACCUGAAAAUUUAGAUGAAGCAAGACUGAAAGCGAUUGUUCAGCACUUGGUCAAUUCUAAGGCAUUGUCAGCAGCACAAAGUUACUGCUGCCAGUGUGCUAGGGAAAAUAAGAAGGCUGGAGAUAAAUCUAAUUAUGUACCUGUGAUAAUGAUGCCUAUUUAUCCUGCUGAUCAAUGUCCGUUUGAUAUGGAUUGUGAAGUACAAAAAAUCAAAGAAGCAGAUUUUAAACAAACUUCUAAGGCUAAGAAAACUAAAAAGACUGAAUUAGAUAAAUCGGAUACAGAAAAAGAAAAAGACAAGAAAAAAACGAAAAAAAGGGGAUUCGUCUUACAGCGGCUAACAGAUUUUGACUUACUGUCUCAGUGGUAACGGUUAUAAUUUUACACCUGUUUAUUUUCAAAAUGUCUGUAUUAUUGGAGUGGUUAGUAAAUUUUAUUAAAUGAGUUUUAUCUUUUAUAUAAAUGCUUUAUUUCGACG
This is a messenger RNA of Chilo suppressalis (striped riceborer), 843 nucleotides long. The record is from the annotation of a GenBank genome assembly. NCBI's taxonomy places the organism in Eukaryota, Metazoa, Arthropoda, Insecta, Lepidoptera, Crambidae.